AUGAAACCAUUCACUCGUUCACUCACCUUCAUCGCGAUCUUGUGCAUCUCCUUGUUGUUGGCUUUCGCGUUAGUGCAAGCCAUUGACAUUAGCUUUAAAUCAACCCAACAACAAUCAUCAGACGCAAAUCUCAGUCCCUCCAUGGCAUUCAAAGAGCAAGUGAAGAAUGAAGUUUUGAAAGACAAGGAAUUGACAAACAAAUUGAUCAAUUAUUCAUUAAACAAACUUGCUAAGAAAUCUCCAUCCUCUCAUCAUAAGCCAAGUAUAGCUUCCUUUUCAAUGGUUCAAGUUCGUACCAAUUUAGCAGGAAGUGAAUUGUGUGAAGCAUGUGUGAAUUUGUUGGAUUUUGCUGUUGCUGAUUUGAUGGCUGCCAUUGACACAGGAGUUGUUGUUUCGUGUGUUGAUUUGUGUCAAUAUGUUCCUCCACUCUUUCCAUAUGCUUAUCAAACUUGUGAACUGCUUUGUACAGUUGUUGGAGUGAAUGCAUUCAUUGCAAUUUUGAAGAAAGCCGAUCUUGAUCCUGUCUAUGGAUGUCAAUUAAUGAAUGUUUGUCCCAUUCAUGACUGCACAGCCAAGACUUGCGCUACUUUCACAUCUCCAGGUGUUUCUCCACAAGUGAGUGAAUGUGGUGGAAAAGUCCUUGCCUAUUCCAGAUUAAAUGUUUUCAAUGAAUCUGGCCCAGGUCAAGUCAUCCUUCAAGUGACAGGUCCUUUCUCUGUUGAACAAAUUAUUGAGAGAUACUAUCAAGCCAAUGGUUUCAUGCCAGGAUCUUAUGAAAUUAAAUUUGAGAUCAAAACUCAAAAUGAUGAUUCACAAGAUUUAAUGUGGUUCCCUGGACUUUACAAGGUUGUGAUCAAUGCAUGUGAAGGUGAAUGUGGAGCUUCAAGACCUCAUUCAAGAUUGUUGGCUCAAGUCAGUACCAAUUUCACAUUAACUACGGCAUGUUAA
Molecule: messenger RNA, 948 nt
Organism: Naegleria lovaniensis
Lineage: Eukaryota; Heterolobosea; Eutetramitea; Acrasida; Naegleriidae
Exons: 2
Coding region: 1-948 (315 amino acids)
Source: RefSeq, a predicted model, not a curated record